Messenger RNA from Procambarus clarkii (red swamp crayfish), 2448 nucleotides. RefSeq lists its product as uncharacterized. Gene Ontology annotation, biological process: ubiquitin-dependent protein catabolic process. Gene Ontology annotation, molecular function: ubiquitin protein ligase activity. Lineage: Eukaryota; Metazoa; Arthropoda; Malacostraca; Decapoda; Cambaridae. The record is from RefSeq and is a predicted model, not a curated record.
CAUAUACACUGCCUGGGCAGCUCUUCUGUUUCUGUUUAUAUAUGCACAUUCGUAAGGAUCUCCAGAUUUUAUAAACUAUUAAGAAUAUAACACGUGACAAGAGUUGUGGCGUAGUAAUGUAAUAUUUGUUUUGAACGAAGUUUGAGGGAGAGGAAUAAGAGCAUUAAGAGUGCGUAGUGACUUUGAGAAGAGCUGCAUGUUGGCAGUGAAGAUUGCGAGUGUGGCGAGGUCUGUCGCUGUGUCUCUGCCUCUGACCCGAGGCUUAGUGUUCUCUGGGGGGGUCGUGACCUUCUGAGCAGUGUUGACCUUGUUGAUGGCUGCAGUCAAAUCGUCCACACAGCUUGCCAGCGAACCUGAGUGAAGGACUUGCUUAUUUACAUACUGGCAACUCCUGAACCUUGCCGACCGCCAGCCAAGUUUUUUCCCAUUUCUCUGAAGAUCGGUGGCACGAAGGGCGUGGGCGGCGGGCGUGGGCAGGUAUGGGCGUAAAGAGAGAUGCCGCUGCCUUCCCCAUACCGUAACCCGGGCCGCUGGCGAGCCGUUGUAUUCCAGCAAGAGGUCAGACACGGCACUGCAGGUUGUCUGCUGUCUCUGGUGCUGCUGGCGCCGCUGUUGGUGCCGGAGUGGGGCGUAGGGCGGGUGUUGGCCGGGGUGCUGCUUUACAGCUGUCUGCUCGUUCCCGCCGUCACCAACUAUUUCUCCAUCUCCCGCCUGUUGCUUCGUCUUGCCCGGGCUCUCAUCCAUGGCUGGAAUAAGGGUGGGCGUGGGAACGACGGUCUGCCUGGCUACUCCUGGCUCCUCCUGCUGGUCCUGGCGCCCUACUUCCUCUACGUGCUGAGAACGCGACCCAUCUUGGUGAUUGCAGCAGCCGUCCUCUACGGCGGCGUCAUCCUACCCAUGGCUCUCCACUCCCAGCUACCCGAGGGCUCCCUCCUCUGGCUCCCAAGGGCGGUGGUGGCUCUAUUAUUCACGCGGUCUGCCCUACACACCGGGCUGGCGGCGUCCCUGGGAUAUGUGGUGUCAUGGGCUGCCCACUGGAUGCAAAAUACCUUUAGGCAGUUCCUCUACUGCCUGCUGAAUGCCCUGGCGUUACCCUUCAUCAUCCUCUACUGCGUUCUUCGCCUCUUGCACCGCGUCUAUCUCACCUUCGACGGCUUCAGGACAACCAGUAACCAGGUUGUGUUCUUCCUGCUCUUGCAGCAGCUGGUGACGCCCCUCGCCCACUUGACGGCUCUCUACUUCCUCCUGUUCUACACCGUCCUUCACUACCUCCACAAAGCCCUUUUCACUCGCCGUUGGUCAGGAGCCCUGCACGCUACAGAGGUCCGGGACCUGAUCCGGCUCACAGCCUGGUAUAUGGUGGUCAGGCUGGGCAAGGGCGUCGCCAUGUCCUUCGUCCUCGUCAUGUUCACCCUUCAGUUCAACCACGUCGAGGCUGACCUGGUGUACAUCGUCACCACCUUCCUCUACUUCGUCGUCACCCAGCGCAAGUGGACAGGCAACGAACGUAUUGUGAUGUGGAUUCGUACUCUUGAAAUGGAGUUCCUGGAGGAGGAAGAGGAAUUCUGGGUUCCCAUGCUCCUCCGGGGAGUCCCUGUGGCGGCGUCGGUGUGUGUGGCGGCGCCCCUGACCGUAUCCUGCCCCGGGCUGGUUUUAGUGGCUGUCUACACCAACCUACUGGUGCCGGGGCUGCUCCUGAGGGCGGAGUACUUAGCUCAUGAGGCUAGGGAUGGCGUCGUUACCUCCAAGUGCAGGAGGGCUACUGCUGAAGAGAUAGCUCACAACUCGACGUGUCCUGUGUGCCUGGAGGAGGUUCGCCAAGGGCGCGUCACCCCGUGUCGCCACCUCUACCACGCCGCCUGCCUCAGGAGAUGCCUAGCGCUCUCCCCGCUCUGCCCCCUGUGUAAACAAACUAUUUAAACCAAUAUCAACAUCUUUGUAAACAAUCCAAGAUUUGCCAGGGGGGAAAUUCUCGUAUUCGGCAAUUGUUCAAAAGUUGUUUUAUAAUAUUAAACGUCAGAGGGAUAUCUAAAGGGAUUUUCAGUUACUUAAAGCAACUUGUUUCUGUAAUCUGUAAUUAAUAUUUAUCUGUUUUAACAUCUCAGAAAUAUCCCAAAACAGAUUAUUGUACCAAAUUAUGGUACAAUAAUUAGCCAAUCAGGUAAGGUAAUUAACAAGAGAAAGCAUUAAGCCAAUAUGACUACAUAACACAUGGACUGUGGACAAGGAGUAAUAUUAUGAUGAUGGAGUGAAGAAACAGUGCCCAACCACUCAGUUGGACCAGGAAAGGGAUAGGGAGAGAGGGGAUCGAACGCAAACCCUCCAAGAAGUGAAGCCGUCGUUUUACUCCCAAGUUCAAUUGGAGGAGCUGUUAAGACACUGAGAAAAGCACAGACAGAACAUUGCUUUUCAAAUAUUUGAUAAACAAUAAAGUGGUUGAUCUGUUUU